Molecule: messenger RNA, 1927 nt
Organism: Eufriesea mexicana
Lineage: Eukaryota; Metazoa; Arthropoda; Insecta; Hymenoptera; Apidae
Gene: Nasp
Product: Nuclear autoantigenic sperm protein
Exons: 3
Coding region: 231-1592 (453 amino acids)
Biological process (GO): CENP-A containing chromatin assembly; DNA replication-dependent chromatin assembly
Cellular component (GO): nucleoplasm
Molecular function (GO): histone binding
Source: RefSeq, a predicted model, not a curated record
GUUGUGCUUGACGCUCGUACAAGUUGUAUUGCGUGCCGGUAAUAAACCGUUGUUUGAUAUAACGGUCAUUCCGUUAAAUCUCUUUGCGUCUCUGUACAUAAAUUUACUUGUAACUGUUAAAGUAAAGUUCGUGAUAUUCAGGACGUUGCGUGCAACGUGGAGAGAACAUAGUGAAAGCGUGUCUGUCGUUAAAAAACCACCAAACGUCCACUGUUUCGAACGGAAUUAAGAUGGCCGAUGUCGCCGAGAGUGCAGCCUUUACCGACCCAGCAACCGCGAUCUCCCAUGGGAAACGGCACCUGUUAGUACGGGAUUACACCAUGGCUGUAACUGCAUUGGCACAAGCUUGCCAGCUUCUUGCUGAAAAACAUGGCGACACUGCGGAUGAACUCGGUGAGCCUUACUUGCUCUACGGUCGUGCUCUUCUUGGUCUAGCUAGGGAAGAGGCUGGAGUGUUGGGUGGCGGUGUACCAGGCACAGAGGAAACUGAAGACGACGAUGAGGAAGAUGAGGAUGAUGCAGAGGAUGAGAAGCUGAGCAACGUUGACGAGAAGGAAGAUGAAGAGAAUGAAGAGCACGCGGACAACGGCACAACCGAUGAGGCAAAAGAGAAAGCCACCGCUGAAGACACGAAAACUGAAGUGGAACCUUCAAAAUCGGAAGCUGAGAAGAAAGAAGAGAAGGUAGAACCCAGUAACGAAAAGAAAGAAGCGGAGAAGUCGAGUUCUAACAAGGCUGAAGAUAGUAAAUCGGCGGAGCAAGAGACAGAAAAGCCGAAGGAAGAGGACAAAUCUGCUCCUGGUUCUAGUAAAGAUAUGAGUCACGCCAAUGGUCACUCUUGUUCGACCAAGCAGAAUGGAGAUGUAAAGGAAAAUGGAGAAAAUGAUGGCGAAGAUAUAGGAAAGGAAGAUGAAGAGGACGAAGUUAACAAUCUACAGGUUGCCUGGGAAGUGUUAGAGCUGGCAAAACUGGUGUUGUUGAAACGUGGUCAGACCGGUUGGAAAUUACUCGCCGAUGCUUAUCGACUCUUAGGCGAGGUGGCCAUGGAGGGAGGAAAUUUCCAGGGUGCUUUGAACGAUCUACAUCGGUGUCUAGAACUUCUUCAGCAAAUCGAGCCACGAGAGCCAAGAGCAAUAGCUGAGAUUCACUAUCAGCUUGCAUUAGCUCAUUCUUUAGGCAAUGACUUCGAUGCUAGCAUCGAGGAGUUCAACAAAGCCACAGACUUGUUGGAGGCGUGUAUCAAAGAGCUAGAAGGAAUGAAAGAACCUCCUAAAACAGACGAUUCUUUCUAUACCGUGGAGGGAGAAAUUCAGGAGCUGAAGGAACUAUUACCAGAAAUCCAAGAAAAAAUCUCAGAUAUGAAAGACUUCAAGCAGGAGGCCUGCAAACUUGUCAUAGAAGGUAUUAAAAGCAAAGUAGCUGGUGGUUGUUCGAACGGUGCAGGACCGAGUAGUAGCAGUGAUUCUGCACCUAAAGUUCAAAAACCUGCUAGUGAUAUAUCUCAUUUGGUGCGUAAGAAACGAAAAGGCGACGAACCAGAGACAGAGGUUGCGUCGCCAUGCAAAAAACCGACGCCAGAAAAAGCUGUUUGAAGCUGUUUGAGUUUGGUGUAUCUAAAAUGUUCAUGGUACCUUGUUAUUUUGUUUCGCGGGAUAAAAAUUUGAGGGAAAAAUCUAUACCGAAGGUGGAACUUUUAGCGUUAGACCAAAAUAGAAUAAAUAUCGAUGAUCCCAGCGAAAAGACUCUGUACACCAGGGAAAAUGUUUUAAUAGGAACAGAUGAGACACUAGUUUGAUUCUAUUUUAUUCAAUAAUUACAAUUCAUGUGUUAUUGAGUGUCUAUAUUUUUAUUUCUCUUUUUUUCUGUCAUUAUUUUUAUAAUUCGUGUAUUUAUUCUGCAUCUAAUACGAAAUUGACAGUGAACUAUU